Molecule: messenger RNA, 2353 nt
Organism: Microdochium trichocladiopsis
Lineage: Eukaryota; Fungi; Ascomycota; Sordariomycetes; Xylariales; Microdochiaceae
Product: ferric reductase like transmembrane component-domain-containing protein
Exons: 1
Coding region: 141-2177 (678 amino acids)
Biological process (GO): copper ion import; intracellular iron ion homeostasis; iron ion transport
Cellular component (GO): plasma membrane
Molecular function (GO): ferric-chelate reductase activity
Source: RefSeq, a predicted model, not a curated record
CACCACCACGAUGCCUGUCCUGCCGUGUGGAGCCUGACUGCCGGCGUGCCAUCCUCCCUACAACAUCCAUCUCGGCCAGAUGUAGCAAGUCCUGCUCAAACGCAGGUCGCGUUCAUCUACAGGCCAUCUCGCCAUCAACCAUGGAGCAGAACGAAAGCAGCUGGCUUCUGGGCGUCGUCGGGCAGGUCUCGAGAGCCUCACAGCCCGGCACUUCUAUCGGCAGCGUCAUGUCCCAGUUGGCACCGCCAGCCGAGCUUCCCGGUAGCGGUCCUGGAGGCCGCCCCAGUCCGGAACAGCUGGCCUUCAUCCGGCGCCUUGUAGUCUAUCUCCUCGAGGGACGCGCGCUGAUUCAGACAUACAACGCCGUGCUGCUUGUGGUUUUGGCAAUCUUCACGGCAUCUCACCUCACCGGCGUGGUCCGCAACCGAAGGCAGCAGGCACGCCUCGAAGUCGCAAGCACAGCGGACGACAGCGAAGAUGACCGUUCGUCGUCGUCCAGCAGCACCCUCGAGGGUUCAGCAAGCCCCUCAGGGUCUAUCCAGAAACCACAAUCAGACAUCGAGCGGCAGCCUCUCCUGGGCCCGAGGCUGCGCACGAAACCAAUCUAUCGACCAGUGCAGCUCUGCAACGCGUGGCUCAUGUACCAGCCUCAGCCUAUCCCUCUCAUCAACAGGGCGCUCCCGUCGAAUAGCACAACCACACUCGUGCUCGCAUACCUCGGUCUCAACGUCUUCUACCAGUGCUACCACAUGCCCUUGGACCCGGGGUUUCUCUUCAUCGUGGCCGACCGGGCGGGUCUCGUCUUUGUCGCCAACUUGCCCCUGCUGUACUUGCUUGCGGCCAAGAACCAGCCUCUGAGACGACUGACAGGCUACUCAUACGAAUCUCUCAACAUUCUACAUCGCCGCGUGGGAGAGCUGUUAUGUUUCGAGGCUUUGGUUCACGGAGGCUGCAUGAUCAUCUGGAUCCUCUGGACAGCACCUGGCUGGCUUCAGGAGCGUUUCUCUAACUUCUUCAACACCUGGCUGGUCCUUCUGGGACUCGUAGCGCUCGGUGCCUACGAGCUCUUGUUCUUCACCUCGCUGGGCAGUUUCCGGCAGCGCUGGUACGAGCUCUUCCUCGCGUCGCACGUCGUCUUGCAGAUUGUAGCUCUCGCUGCACUGUGGCUCCAUCAGCACAACACGAGACCAUUUGUCGGUGCUGCCUUGGCCAUAUUUGUCCUCGACCGAUUGGUCUGGCGGUCCAUCCUGAAGUCCGCGACGCUCAAAGCGGUUCUCACAGUCCUCGACGACCAAGAGACCGUGCUCUUGUCGGCUGACUGGGACAUUGUCGGUUCUCCGACCAGCCAGCCCGCAUCAUGGACGCAGAAGCUGCACCAGAACAACAUCCUCCGAGGCUGGAAACCAGCGGACCACGUAUUCAUCAGUGUCGACGAGCUAGGGCUGACGCCUGCACUUCAAGCCCACCCAUUCACGGUCGCAUCCGCCGCGCCCGGCGAACAGGCUGCCGUGGUGACACCCGAGUCUUCCGAGCCACCAGACGCGAACUCAGCUCGCCACGCCUGGUUCAGCCUGCUCAUCCGUGCGCAAACGGGAUUCACGUCGGCCCUGCUGCACCACGCCCAAAACCAUCAGACGGUAAACGUCCGCGUCGACGGGCCCUACGGGUCUCAAGGACCGCUACACAUGCUGCGCGCCUGCAAGACCAACAUCCUCGUGGCCGGCGGGUCUGGCAUCGCAGUCAUCUUCCCGCUGGCAUGGAGUCUCGCUACUGACGGCACAAACCAAAAGACCAGCUCCGCCAUGGCCGCGGGCGGGCGGAGGAAGAACAACAACAACAACAGGCGCAAGAGGAACAUCCACCUCCUGUGGAUUGUCCACUCCGAGUCGCAGCGGUCCUGGAUCCCCAGAGAGCGCCUGGACGAGCUGCGGGCGCUCGGAGUGGACAUCGCGCUGCCCGAGCCGACGGCGGUUGCGGGCAGGCCUGACGUGCCGCGGUACGUUGAGGAGAUGACCGCGGCGGCGGCGGCCGACGUCGUGGCUCAAGACGGCGAGGAUGUUGUCGGCGUGGUCGUCUCCGGGCCGGGCGGGCUGAAUCGAUCGGUCCGGAACGCCUGCAGUGCCGCGGUGAGAGAUGGGAGACGGGUGCGGCUGUCGGUAGAGAAGUUCGGGUGGUGAGAUGUUGGUCUGCAAGUCAUGUCAAAAGGAUUGUUUCAUGCCCUUUGUGGCACGUUGCCGUAAGGUGACCAAGUGCGAAGGAGGAUUGGUCAGGAUAGAUCUUGAGAUACACUCGCAUACAUAUUCUCUAUGCAGACAGCAGUUUAGAUUGCUUAUCGAUGAGCGUUCCGUCUUGA